AUUGGUGGUAAAAUUGAUUUGGUAAAGAUAUGGUUGAAUGUCCCUCUUAAAUGUCCUUUUUACAGAUAUGUUUCCUUUCUGGGUGAUUUUGAUGGCAGUAAUCUGUAAUGACAUCGUUCUUCCUGUUAACAUUUUCUUUUCAUGAACUGUAGGUUGUGAUAUUGAUCUUCUAAAAGGGUUGGCCAAGAUGUUUCCUUUCAUCAUGUUAGCAACAGAAUCAGUUAAGGAUGAUAUGGAAAUAGUCAAUCAUUAUUUACUGAGACUUCAAAGGGUGAUUCCGGAUAAGAUUAUGCUGAGAGCUGGAAAUAGCUCAUGGAUAAUUGAUGUAUCACAUUGUGAAGGACAUUUGGUCCUUUUCUCUGGUGAUGGUUGGGAAGCUUUUGUGCAAGAAAGCAAAUUGGCUCCAGGAGAUGUAAUCCUUUUCAAGUCCAAGACAGCACAAGAAAUUGAAGUUUCUGUGUUUGAUCAGUACUCGCGUUUCCUGAAAUUUCCAGGUAACAAGGAUCAAUCAAGAGCAGUGGAGUUCUGUUUGAAGUUGGCUAAUGGCUAUGAGCUAAUAACUGAACUUCCCGGAAACAUACAUUUGAGAGACAUUUAUGGAACUAUGUGUAAAGUGUUGCUGAAGACUUGGAAAGGAGAAUUUCAAGCUAAAAUGAAAAUAGGCAAUCGAGGGACCAGCUUUUUCAUAGGUUCUGGAUGGGAAAAAGUUUGUCAGGAGCACCAAAUCGACGUGACCAGUCUUAUAGUCGUUCGACAAACAGAAAGGUUCAAGUAUGACAUUGUUGCCUGUAAGAUGUUAGAAUGCUCUGGCCACAUUGUAUGGGUGGAAAGAUUUAUAGGGGAAUACCCAACUGAUGCAGUACCCAUCCGGAUGUAUCCAGAUAUCAAGAAAAGGCCAGGCUUCUUUGCAAGGGAAAAUAUGAGAAGAAAUGGCAUCCAGUUCGAACUUCUGAUUCAGAAGCACCAUGAUCGCAACUACAUGACUGUUCCAUCCUCCUUUAUAAAUCUGUUCGACUUGCGCAAGAAGAAAUAUGUGAUUCUGUGCACGAAGAAAGGCAGGUUUGAGAUGCAGAUAAAGAAUUUUCCAAACAUCAGGCUAGUACAGACUAAACAUGUGGUCUUGCGCAAUGGUUGGUGGAACUUCUACAAGAAGAACAGGCUGAAAGAAGGCUGUGUAUGUGUGUUCAAGCUGAAUGGACUCGAUCAUCAGAAUACAUCUUUGAAAUGUGUGAUGGAUGUAGUGAUACAUCGGCCUUAAGGUUAAUUGUUUACCCAAGUGUUAACAGAAUCAUCAGAUGAAUGUAAUCAUAUAUCGGCUUUAAGGUUGAUUGUUUACUUUAGUGGAAACAGAAUCAUCAGAUCGAAGGCAAAACGGUAUGAUUCCUUGACUUGCUAGUUUGAUGUUCAGAUUACGUUUUUAAAUCAGCUGCAACCACUUCAGAUGGUUUAGUGAUGCAUAAUUUCCUGUGGCUUUUUACACACCAGCUUCUAUAUUUAGAGUGAUCCUCGUGUUCUAAACUUGUUAAUCUUAUGGUCUUGUUCAAAGAGGAAAAGCUUCUAGUGAUUCUCUUUUCAAAU
Messenger RNA from Oldenlandia corymbosa var. corymbosa, 1578 nucleotides. The record is from the annotation of a GenBank genome assembly. NCBI's taxonomy places the organism in Eukaryota, Viridiplantae, Streptophyta, Magnoliopsida, Gentianales, Rubiaceae.